AUGGAGGCCUUCUUAAGCUACCAGCAGCGUUUAGAUUGUGGUGGGGGAGACGCUAAUCUUCCGCCUGGUUUCAGAUUCCAUCCCACAGAUGAGGAGCUUAUCACUUACUACCUUCUGAAGAAGGUUGUUGACAGCACGUUCUCCGCCCGCGCCAUUGCGGAAGUUGAUCUCAACAAAUGCGAGCCUUGGGAACUGCCUGAGAAAGCAAGAAUGGGGGAGAAAGAGUGGUACUUUUUUAGUCUGCGCGAUCGGAAGUACCCGACUGGGUUGAGGACGAACAGGGCUACGGAGGCGGGGUACUGGAAGGCCACCGGAAAAGACAGGGAGAUUUACAGCUCCAAGACUUGUGCGCUGGUGGGGAUGAAGAAAACCCUAGUUUUCUACCGUGGCAGGGCUCCCAAGGGGGAGAAGACUAACUGGGUCAUGCAUGAGUAUCGGCUUGAUGGCAAGUUUGCCUACCAUUACUUCUCUAGAGCUUCAAAGGAUGAGUGGGUUAUUUCGCGGGUGUUUCAAAAGAGCGGCGCCGCCGCGGCUGCCGGAGUAGGGAAGAGGAAGAUGUCCAGCAUCAACCUCUACCCGGAAGUCAGCUCGCCGUCCUCCGUCUCUCUCCCUCCGCUUGUUGAAUCGUCGUCCUACAACAACACUGCCACGUCCGCUCUCGCCAUUGACAACGAGAGCUGCUCCUUCGACGGCGGCCACGCCGCCACCAAGGAGCACGUGCCCUGUUUCUCCACUGCUGCGCCGCAGACUUUCAACUCAAAUGCUUCGCUGUUUGAUCUCCCGCCGCCGCCGCUCGCGGCGGCCAAUUUCUCCCCCCUCAUCGACCCAUCAUCCACCCGGUUUGCAAGAAACAACAACGUCGGAGUCCCCGCGUUCCCCAGCCUGAGAUCCCUCCAGGAAAACCUCCACCUCCCUUUCUUCUUCCCCAGCGCCACUCCGCCGCCCUUGCAUGGCGGCCUGGGAGACCAGAUGGGCGGCUACGGCUCCUCCAUCCCCAGCUGGCCGGCGGCGACAGAAUCCCAGAAAGUUGGCAGCUCUGAGCUUGACUGCAUGUGGAGUUACUGAUCGCUGAAUCAAAUCCGCUCUGCUCAUUAGGAAUCUUUAAUUGCAGUGUUAAGAAUGAUCUUUAUCUACUUUUAAUUUAUGAAUUAUGCAAGUCAGUAGGUGUACGUACGGGCAUUGCAGCAGGCAGCAGCCUCGCUUGGCGUUAAUUAACGUCUUGUUGUUGUUAACUUUGUACGUAACUGGAAAGCAUGCAAUGUUUGCAUUAUUAGAUGUCCUUUUCUUGAUUUGUCCUACGUACGAAGCGGCCAUUAAUGGUGGUAAUGAAGUUGUAUGUGCUAUUUAUUGCCACUAAUAAUGCGAAUCCAAUGGGAUGUAUUUAAUGUACGGACGACGU
Messenger RNA from Ipomoea nil (Japanese morning glory), 1399 nucleotides. Its product is annotated as protein CUP-SHAPED COTYLEDON 2-like. NCBI's taxonomy places the organism in Eukaryota, Viridiplantae, Streptophyta, Magnoliopsida, Solanales, Convolvulaceae. The transcript is spliced from 3 exons. Gene Ontology annotation, biological process: regulation of DNA-templated transcription. Bases 1 to 1065 code for a protein of 354 amino acids. Gene Ontology annotation, molecular function: DNA binding. The record is from RefSeq and is a predicted model, not a curated record.